This is a messenger RNA of Toxoplasma gondii ME49, 882 nucleotides long. RefSeq lists its product as hypothetical. Bases 370 to 882 code for a protein of 170 amino acids. Lineage: Eukaryota; Apicomplexa; Conoidasida; Eucoccidiorida; Sarcocystidae. The transcript has 4 exons. The record is from RefSeq and is a predicted model, not a curated record.
AUGGAAAAAAGAGGCUGGUAGAAAACAUUUCAUGCAAUCCCAUAUUUUCCCCUAGCUGGAAGGACGCUGCCACAAGCGCGACGUUCCUCAUACUUUCUUCUCUUUGUUGGGUUUUCCGUGCCACUGUUAAUGUGAUCGAAUAUCAUCGCGGCAGAGCUCCUGAGUUACCACGGUGUGACGUAGCGUCGUUCGCUUAGGUUGCAUGAUAUGUUCAAUGUCAUCAUAUGUGACACAGAAUCUGUGACCGCCCGUCCUUUUGGAAACUUGAAGCGUGCCAGUUACUCUGGGCCAUCUCCCAAACACUUCCGUGGACAGGCAUCCAUCUAAUAUGCCAACAAAUUAAGCCGUUUGCGAUAUUGCACUUGCAAAAUGUGUCAUUCCUGCUAUUCCAGUGGCGCCCAUGCUCUCAGUAUUCGCCACUAUGUCAUCGUUUCCUGCGUAGCUCUCCUGCUGGCUUUCGCUUGCCCUGCAGGCGCUUCGGGAGUCGCCUCGACUCCUGAUCAAGUCGCAGUCAAGGAGGCUGAAGAGGCCCCCACGACUCUUCCCGCAGUUGAUCCAACCGAAGAUCACGCUGCGGAUUCAAGUAUCGACGCUUCCAAGAGGGCGAGAAGCGAAAGGAGCAAGAGGCAGUCAUCGGGCAUUCCCCAGAGACAGAGAAGUAGCGUCGCGGCACCCCGUACAUCGGUUGUGGAACAACUGGAGAAGUCAACGCGCCCCCGAUCCAAGAAGGGGAAGCCUUUGCAAUACGCCUUGCUCGCGUUGGAGCUCUCUAUAUACGCAUUCGUCGUCUAUUUCACGUACACUCAGCUGGACUGCCACUUCAAUAAAAAAUGUAGGCUGCGUAGCGUACGGCGGCUGGUGGCAUCGAGUAGCUCACAGUAG